Molecule: messenger RNA, 2733 nt
Organism: Aureococcus anophagefferens
Lineage: Eukaryota; Pelagophyceae; Pelagomonadales; Pelagomonadaceae
Exons: 2
Coding region: 1-2733 (910 amino acids)
Biological process (GO): amino acid transmembrane transport
Cellular component (GO): vacuolar membrane
Molecular function (GO): zinc ion binding; amino acid transmembrane transporter activity
Source: RefSeq, a predicted model, not a curated record
AUGACCAGCGAAAAGGCGGCGCUCGUCGACGACGUUGAGGCCGGCGGCCGCGGCGGCGGCGACGCGACGUUCGGCAUGACGGUCAUCACGCUCAUGAAGAUCUGCGUCGGCACGGGCGUCCUCGCCGUGCCCCACGCCUUCUCCGGCGCGGGCGUCGUGCCGGGCUUCGGCAUGCUCUUCGCUUUAUUGUGCUGGAACGACUGGUCCGCGAACCGGCUGCUGGCCUGCCGCGACCUGCUGAGCGACGACGAGCGGCGCCGCUUCGAGGCGCCCGGCGGCGAGUCGCCGCUCGGAGCAUUGGCGCGCGUCGUCGCGGGCCCGCGCGUGGCGACGUCCGUGGAGGUCUGCCUCUGCGUCCUCAUGUUCGGCGUCGCGACGGCGUAUUUCGUGGCGCUGCACGAUUUCCUCGCGGCGACGCCGCUGGGGCCGGCGUUGGCGCGGGCGCCGCGGGGCGUCGACACGUUCGCGGCGGCGUGCCUCGCCCUGCCGCUGUCGCUCGUCGACGACAUCGGCGCGCUGGCCUACGCCGGCGCCGCGGGGCUCUGCGCGAUUUUUGUUUCCUUCGCGUGCAUCGUCACCUACGGCGUGGAAGAACGGACGGCCGUGGGCUGGGCGCAGGCGGACGGCUUCACGUGGAUGACGCCGACGUCCGUGUCCGCCCUGGCGAGCGGCUUCGGCGUGCUGGCCUUUUGCUUCGGCGUCGCGCCGCUGGCGCUGCAACUGGAGGCGUCGAUGGCGGAGCCGCGGCGGUUCGCGAGCGCCCAGCGGUACGCGUUGGGCGUCGCGUUCCUCGCCUACGCGGCGACGGGCGCGGGCGUGGCGCGUCUCUACGACGGCCUCCCCUGCGCGCCGGACGGCGUCGCGGGCAACGUGCUCGACGAUCUGCCGCGGGGCGCGCCGUGGACGACGGCGCCGUCGGCGGUGCGGGUCGCGAUGUCCGUGGUCUGCGUCUUCUCGGCGCCCAUCGGCGUCGUGAGCUCGGGCGAGAUCCUCGAGGCGGCGCUGCCGCCGCUGGCCCCGGGGCGGCGGCCCCUCUUCCUGCGGCGGCUGGCGGUCCGGGGCGGCGUGGCGUUCGGGGCCGCGACGGUCGCGGCGGCCGUGCCCGUCUUCGCGCUCAUCGUCGCCCUCGUCGGCUGCCUCGCCGUGUCCUUCCUGAGCUUUGUGUUGCCGCCCUACCUGCACCUCAAGCUCGCGCUGUCCCGGGAGCCGGCCGCGGUCGCGCUGGACGCGGCCGCGACGGUGCUCGGCGUCGUCGUCGUCGUCUUCACGACGUCCCUCACGGCCCUCACGACGGCCGCCGAGGUCGCGCGCGCCGCCGCGCCGCCGCCCGUGGUCCAGUCGGGGCACGUCUCCGUGCUGAUGGCCUCCUUCGAGGAAGACUCCGACCUCCAGGAGGAGUCGGACGACUACAGCUACGAGUCCGGGGAGGACGACAACGCCUCCGACUCGGAGGCGGAGACGUCGCCGCCGCAGCAGCCCUACCCGGUGUCCUUGUCGGAAGAGGAGGUCGCGUCGGAGGCGCGCCGCCGCGCGACGGCCGUGCAGCGCGCCCUCGGCUGCUCGGCCUUCGCGGCGCGCGUCGCGCUGCGCCUCGGCCGCUGGCAGCACGCCGCGGCCGUCCGCGACGCCGCGGCGCCGGACGCGGCGGCCGCGGACGACGGGAACUCGUGCGCCGUCUGCUACGGCGACGGCCUCGCGCUCGUCGCCAACGAGCGCUGCGGCCACGGCUUCUGCGGCGACUGCUGGCGCGGCUUCCUCGCCGUGGCGCCGGGCCUCGACGCCGGCUGCCCGUCCGCGGGCUGCGGUCGGCUGCCGUCCGACGCCGUCGUCGCGCGCGUCUUCGGCGCGGAUUCCCCGGAGGCGGCGCGGCGCGCGGCGCUCUGGGCGAACUCGCUCGUCGACGACGGGGCCGACGCGCGCUGGUGCCCGCGGGGCUGCGGCCGCGCCGUGCUCUUCGACGCGUCGGGCGACGCCGCGCGGUGCGCGGAAGCGCGGUGCGACUGCGACGACUCCAACCGCUUCUGCGGCCGCUGCGGCCUCGACGCCCACGCGCCGGCGACCUGCGAGGACGCCGUCACGUGGGUGCGCAAGCGCGAGGAGGACGCGACCGUCGCCGCGGACGCCGCGGUCGCGGCCAAAGUAAAACGAUGCCCGAACCCGGCGUGCGGCUGCGCCGUCGAGAAGAACGGCGGCUGCAACUACAUGCGCUGCGCGUCCUGCCGCGAGUUCUGGUGCUGGCACUGCGGCGCCUGGGGCGGCGGGCCGAGCCGCCGCGACCCGCCGCACCACCUCUUCUUCUGCAACGACCCCGCGACGUCCUUCGCGACGCUGGAGGACGACGGCCGCUACGCGUUCUACUCGGAGCGGAGCGCGGCCCACGGCGCCUCGCGCGCCUUCGCAACGACGCAGCUCGAGAAGUCCCACAAGCUGGCGAAAAAAAUCGCCGCCGGGUCCGCGGACCCGGACGCGAGCUUCCUGCCGAACGCCGUGGCGCUCGUCGUCCGCUGCCGCGCGACGCUCGAGUGGUCCUACUGCUUCGCCUACUACGAGCGCGACGACGACAAGCGCCGGCUCUUCGCCUUCGCGCAGAAGCAGCUCGAGACCUUCACGGAGGAGCUCAGCGGCCUGACGGAGCAGAAGGCCGCGGACGUCGCGGACGCGCGGCGCCGCAUCGUCUUCCUCGCGGCCGCGCUGACCAAGUACCGCGCGAACAUCGCCGACUGGGGCGCGUAA